AAAACUUCUUACUCCUCUUUCUUUCGUUCCGCUUUGAAACAACAAAGGAGGAAAGAGUCGGCGACAAUGCCUUCGUUUCCACAGCCUGGGUCGGUUACCAUCUGUGAAAUCAACCGAGAUUUAGUUGCUGCGGAGGCCCUGUCGGAUGAUGGAGCCAAGGACACUUACGGAAAGCUUCUUGGAAUGGUGUUCAGUCCGGUUCCAUUUCAGUCGGUGGAGGAUCCCACGCAACCUCAACCCACGACAAAUGCCGCCAACUCUCAACCCAAAGGAUUGGGAAUGAUUGCUAGCUCCCUCAAACACAUUUUUCAACCUAAUGAUAUUGAUUUGUUACCAGAAGUUGCUCUCCAAGGUGUGAGCUGGCAUCAACACAAACAUAUCCUUGCAUUUAUCUCUGCCUCGAAUCAAGUUACUGUUCGUGAUUAUGAAGAUUCCGCAGGGAAGGAGCCAUGCAUUUUAACAAGUGACUCCCAAAGAGAUGUUAAAGUUCUAGAGUGGAGGCCAAAUGGUGGAAAGUUGCUUUCUGUGGCAUGCAAGGGUGGAAUUUGCAUUUGGGCGGCAUCUUAUCCAGGGAAUGCAGCAUCAGUUAGAUCUGGUUCUGCUUCAUUCUUAGGGGCACUCUCUAGAGGCUCUGGGACUCGGUGGACUCUGGUGGAUUUUUUUCGAAGUCCUCAUGAUGAACAAAUAAGUGCACUUUCUUGGAGUCCUGAUGGAAGGUAUUUGGCCUCUGCCUCAUAUGAAAGCUCAUCAUUCACAAUUUGGGAUGUUGCCCAAGGUAUUGGGACACCCAUCCGACGGGGAUUAGGGGGAACAUCAGUGCUUAAAUGGUCUCCGACUGGAGAUUACUUUUUUGCUGGAAAAUUUGAUGGAACCUUUUACCUCUGGGAGACAAACACAUGGACAUCUGAACCGUGGUCUUCAUCCAGCGGUUUUGUCACGGGUGCAACCUGGGAUCCUGAUGGUCGUAUGGUCCUGCUUGCUUUCUCUAGGUCCUCAACGUUGGGUUCUAUACACUUUGCAUCAAAGCCUCCUUCAUUGGAUGCCCACUUAUUACCGGUUGAUUUGCCAGAGAUAAUAUCUUUGACAGGCAGUCAGGGAAUUGAGAAGAUAGCCUGGGAUGCUUCUGGAGAGCGAUUAGCAGUAUCGUAUAAAGGAGGGGAUGACAUUUACAAAGGUCUCAUUGCAUUAUAUGACACAAGGAGGAAUCCCUUGAUUUCUGCAUCACUAAUUGGUUUUAUCAGAGGGCCUGGCAGCAAUCCAAAGCCAAUUGCGUUUUCCUUUCAUGACAAGUUUAAACAGGGACCAUUGCUUUCUGUGUGCUGGAGCAGUGGAUUCUGCUGUACCUACCCUCUCAUAUUUCGUUCCUAAGGUUUUCCCUGGAGAAGGCUUUCUGAGGCAACCUGUGUAUGGCUUAUUUUGCAAAGGGUACAGACAGGAGGGUUAGAUCUGCGGAAACACAAAUGAAAUUGAGGGAAUUUAUAGCUUCCAUUGUUUUGCUUCAAAAUGUUCCUUUUACUGUUUUGCAGUGCCUGAGUUUAGAAGUUAUUGUUGUAACUUGACAGCACUGGUGACCUAAGUUUUAGUGAUGAAUGAUCACUUCCAUCACAUGCUUUCCCUC
Theobroma cacao (cacao) is the source of this 1618-nucleotide messenger RNA. Its product is annotated as Transducin/WD40 repeat-like superfamily protein. The record is from RefSeq and is a predicted model, not a curated record. Lineage: Eukaryota; Viridiplantae; Streptophyta; Magnoliopsida; Malvales; Malvaceae. Gene Ontology annotation, cellular component: nuclear pore. Gene Ontology annotation, molecular function: protein binding. Gene Ontology annotation, biological process: nucleocytoplasmic transport.